GAGCGACUUCGCAGGGUUCUCGCUACAGCCUGGCGAUGCAGGUCGAAGCCUGUUUGGGCAGAGGAUUCAGAGGAGCCUGAGUCCAAUGCGGUCAGAGAAACCGCAGAGAGAAACAGAAAGUCUGUACGCAUGAAACCAUCACCCCACCCGCCGCACGCCCGCCACUCCACCCUCCGGCCGGCCGGCCGGCCGUCUGCCCCAGAGGCCAAGCCCCGGCAGCAGGGCGCGCGCGGGCGGAGGGCGGGCGGUUCCGGGACCCGGCCGGGGUCGGGAGCCGGGGCGGCGCUGAGGGGCGGACGGGCGGAGGGGGCGGGCAGCCCGGGGCCGGGCCCGAGCGGAAAGCGGCGAGGAGACGGGGCGCGGGAAAAGGCGAGGGCUCGCGGCGGCCGGGUAGCCCGCAAUACGCGCGAGGGGUGCGGCGGGGGGCGGUUCCGCGCCGGGGCCCGCCACUGGCCGCCCAGAGCUCCGCCAGCCGGCCGAGCUCCCGGAGAGGCGGAGCGGCGGCGCCAGGACCCGGCGGAGCGGGCGCAGCGGAAGCUCGGCGGCCGGAGCGGCUGGCGGCGGGCUUGCGGGCGGCGCGCAGGCACCAUGACUCCCACGAGGACCCAGCACUCGUUGGCGGGGCAGACUUAUGCAGUGCCCCUCAUCCAGCCAGACCUACGGCGGGAGGAGGCCAUCCAGCAGGUGGCGGAUGCCCUGCAGUACCUACAGAAGGUCUCUGGAGACAUCUUUAGCAGGAUCUCUCAGCGAGUAGAGCUCAGCCGGAAGCAGCUACAGGCCAUUGGAGAGAGGGUCUCCUUGGCCCAGGCCAAGAUUGAGAAGAUCAAGGGCAGCAAGAAGGCAAUCAAGGUGUUCUCCAGUGCCAAGUACCCAGCGCCAGAGCGCCUACAGGAGUAUGGCUCCAUCUUCACGGGUGCCCAGGACCCUGGCCUGCAGAGACGCCCCCGCCACAGGAUCCAGAGCAAGCACCGCCCCCUGGACGAGUGGGCCCUACAGGAGAAGCUGAAAUACUUCCCCGUGUGUGUGAACACCAAGCCAGAGCCUGAGGACGAGGCCGAGGAGGGCCUCGGGGGCCUUCCCAGCAACAUCAGCUCCGUCAGCUCCUUGCUGUUGUUCAACACUACUGAGAACCUGUACAAAAAGUAUGUCUUCCUGGACCCCCUGGCUGGUGCUGUAACAAAGACCCACGUGAUGCUGGGGGCGGAGACAGAGGAGAAGCUGUUCGAUGCCCCUUUGUCCAUCAGCAAGAGGGAGCAGCUGGAGCAACAGGUUCCAGAGAACUACUUCUAUGUGCCCGACCUGGGCCAAGUUCCUGAGAUUGACGUGCCAUCCUACCUGCCUGACCUGCCAGGCAUCGCCGAUGACCUCAUGUACAGUGCUGACCUGGGCCCCGGCAUUGCCCCCUCCGCCCCUGGCACCAUUCCAGAGCUGCCCGCCUUCCACACAGAGGUGGCCGAGACUUUCAGGCCGGACCCAGAAGAUGGGGUGCUAACAGCACCCCCCCCGCCGCCGCCGCCGCCUCCCCCUCCCCCAGCUCCGGCUGUGCUGGUCAGCGCUCCCCCACCGCCACCCCAGCCCAUGGCCUCCCCGGGCCAAGGUGCCAGGGAGGACGACAGCAGUGGUGGGGUGUCUCCUUUAGCUACAGUCCAGGGAGCUCCCAAGGAAGUGGUGGACCCCUCCAGUGGCCGGGCCACUCUGCUGGAGUCCAUCCGCCAGGCUGGGGGCAUCGGCAAGGCCAAGCUCCGCAGCGUCAAAGAACGCAAGCUGGAGAAGAAGAAGCAGAAGGAGCAGGAGCAAGGAGACAGAGCCUCACCCAGGAGACAGACCUUCAACCCAGCUCAAACUAUAACAGAGCAUCUUCUUAGACUCUGCCAGGAGCUGUCCCAGGACAUGGGUGGGGACCUGAGCUGCUAUAGAGACUGCGGACCUGAAGGGUUAGCUCAGUCCUGCUUCUCCAAGCCUCUCGAGGCUGCAGUGAGAGCCACAAGCCAAGGUGGAGACCUGAUGUCGGAUCUCUUUAACAAGCUGGUCAUGAGGCGUAAAGGUAUCUCUGGGAAAGGACCUGCGCCAGGGGCCAGCGAGGGGCCGGGAGGAGCCUUCGCCCGAAUGUCAGACUCCAUCCCGCCCCUGCCCCCGCCACAGCAGCCACCUGGAGAGGAGGACGAUGAGGACUGGGAGUCCUAGGGGCUCAGCCCCCCCUUCCCCCCGCAGCGUGCACACGGCCGGGGCGAGCUGCCUGGCCUGGGGGGUCUCUCGGCCUCUGCUGCCCGUGGAGGACCGUCCCAGGCCUGUGCCUUCUUCAAGGAGCGCGGUGGCCAGCUUCUGAGGCCAAAUGGCUGGGAGCGGGGAGCCCUUGUGCUCUCCUCCAGCCACAGACUAAAAUAAAUACAUGAAUCAA
Zalophus californianus (California sea lion) is the source of this 2398-nucleotide messenger RNA. RefSeq names its product WASH complex subunit 1 (gene WASHC1). Gene Ontology annotation, biological process: endocytic recycling; Arp2/3 complex-mediated actin nucleation; retrograde transport, endosome to Golgi. The transcript is spliced from 12 exons. Lineage: Eukaryota; Metazoa; Chordata; Mammalia; Carnivora; Otariidae. Bases 130 to 2184 code for a protein of 684 amino acids. Gene Ontology annotation, cellular component: recycling endosome; early endosome; WASH complex. The record is from RefSeq and is a predicted model, not a curated record. Gene Ontology annotation, molecular function: actin binding; alpha-tubulin binding; gamma-tubulin binding.